AGCGUGCUGUUCUUCAAUGACACUCCGUUCGUCCUGACGUGCGGGUUAUCAAACGUGGAGCCGGUCAUGUCUGUGUGUUCUGUGCUGAAAGCGGUCAGAUCGGAUCUGAGAAAGGUCUGUUUGGCUCAGCCAGUCCAGUCUGUCCACUCGGGCUGUCCCUUGCUGGCCACGGAAAAGGCUCUGCUGGUCAAACUGCGCAAGGUGACCGGAUACUCCUUCGUCAACUGCAAGAAGGCUCUGGAAAAGUUCGAUGGCGACUUUGCGCAGGCAGAGAGCUGGCUCCAUGAACAGGCACAGAAGGAGGGCUGGAGCAAGGCCAACAAGCUACAGGGUCGCCGCACCUCGCAGGGUCUGAUCGGGCAGCUGCUGGGCGACCGCACCGCCGUCAUGGUGGAGGUGAACUGCGAGACGGACUUCGUCGCCCGAAACGAGACAUUCCAGCAGCUGGUGCACAGAGUGGCUCUGGCCACCAUGGGGCGUCACCAGAGCACAGCGGGGAGCGGAUCUGGCUACACCAAGGUGUGCACCUCCUCGGGGGGGGGGGGGGGUGGGGAAGGGGAUUUCACUGAGAAACACAAAUCCCACUGGGGGAGAAAAGCCACUGUGGGAAAUCAUGGCCACUGCAGCUGUGGCUGGUGUGUGCCAGGCGGGCAGUUCAGCUGGCUCCCAGGAGAAAUUCCGGUGGAUUUCUGUAUCGCCCGUCGUGCGGCCCGGUGUUUGAGAUACGAGUGGAUGGCGUGUGGCUCGUUCUCUCUGUGUGCAGCUGUAUGGGGGCUCCUGGUGCUAGAAAUCUCUCAUUCUGAGCGCACAGGGCUGUGUUCUCUGCCGGGGGGGAUAUGGGAAUUCUGGGAUUCGAUCACAGUGGUGGGCGAGGCACCGGAGACGCUGGGCACGCCCGAGGACCUGCCCGGCGGUGGGGACACCGAGACGCGGCUGCUGGCGCAGAGCUUGCUGUCCCAGCCGGACCGCACCGUGGGCCAGUACCUGCAGGAGAACGGCGCCCACGUCCUGGACUUCGUCCGCUUCGAGUGCGGGGAGGCUAAGCCCUAGAGCGCCCCCUGCUGGGCGCCCUGAGGGAUAAAGACCUCGACUGGUGGGUAAAAGUGACUGCCAGCACCUCCGCUCUGCAGAAGCCAGACCCUUUGUAACUGAAUCGCUGAAAUAAAGACGACUGUCAUUCCUCUGAAGUAACUUCUGAAUAAAGAGCAAAGGAAAUCCA
Molecule: messenger RNA, 1219 nt
Organism: Lepisosteus oculatus (spotted gar)
Lineage: Eukaryota; Metazoa; Chordata; Actinopteri; Semionotiformes; Lepisosteidae
Source: RefSeq, a predicted model, not a curated record